ACAGUACCCCGACCAACAGCACCACCGCCGACGACGUCCUUCUCUUCGACACGAAACCCGGAAGCCGAAAUCGUUCGCCAUGUCCGACAACAAGAGCCACCGCCUUUACGUCAAGGGCAAGCACAUCAGCUACCAGCGCGGAAAGCGCAACACCAACCCUGGCACAUCGCUGCUGAAGCUCGAGGGUGUUGACAACGUCCAGGACGCCAACUGGUAUCUCGGCAAGAGGGUCGCGUACGUUUACCGCGCACAAAAAGCGAUCCAAGGCUCAAAGAUUCGCGUCAUCUGGGGAAAGAUCACCCGCCCCCACGGAAACUCCGGUGUCGUACGCGCCAAGUUCAAGAACAACCUUCCUCCCAAGUCCUUCGGUGCCUCCGUCCGCGUCAUGCUGUACCCUUCUUCGAUAUAAACUUCCGUUAACGAUUUCUGGGGACGGGACGCAAUGAUAGAACAAGCGAUGGGGUAGUGUGGACGACUUAGGCGCAAUACCGGACUCGGAGCGAGAGAACGAUCCGUAAGUGGGAGACACACAUGCACAGUCUCUCACAAAAGGCAUGUUCAGGCUGGCUCAACGGUGUCCUUGGUGUUCUUGCGAGUCCAUAACGAUGGCAAAUUCAAUCGAGAAUCUUCCCAAGAUCAAUGAUAAAAGAUCAAGCUCCUAA
Molecule: messenger RNA, 662 nt
Organism: Pyrenophora tritici-repentis Pt-1C-BFP
Lineage: Eukaryota; Fungi; Ascomycota; Dothideomycetes; Pleosporales; Pleosporaceae
Product: 60S ribosomal protein eL33
Biological process (GO): cytoplasmic translation; ribosomal large subunit biogenesis
Cellular component (GO): ribosome; cytosolic large ribosomal subunit
Molecular function (GO): structural constituent of ribosome
Source: RefSeq, a predicted model, not a curated record